Messenger RNA from Aspergillus calidoustus, 1137 nucleotides. The record is from the annotation of a GenBank genome assembly. Lineage: Eukaryota; Fungi; Ascomycota; Eurotiomycetes; Eurotiales; Aspergillaceae.
AUGGCACCCACGAUCCGCGUCAUCGGCUCCCUCAACGCCGACAUGGUCUCCGUGACCCCUCGCUUCCCGGACGCCGGCGAGACAAUCACCUCCUCCGCAUACUUCAUCAGCGCCGGCGGAAAGGGCGCGAACCAAGCGGUCGCCUGCGGCCGGCUCUCGCGCCCGCAGCCCAAAUCCGAUUCCACCUCCACAUCUAAAGGCGACGUCAAGGUCGAAAUGGUCGGUGCUGUCGGCGCUCUCGACGGUCACUUCGACAGCCUGCUCAAACCUACCCUCGAGAGAUCCGGCGUGGACACCUCGCGCGUGCAGGUGAUAUCAGACGCAUACACGGGCGUCGCGGUGAUUAUCGUUGAUUCGUCGGCGGGAGGCGAGAACCGGAUCCUGUUCUCCCCCGGAGCGAACUAUACCGGGAUGAAGAGCUCUCCCGAGGUCAUCGGGAUGGCGCUCGCAACACCCGUGCCAGAUGUCAUCGUCAUGCAGGGUGAGAUCCCGACGGAGACGACAAUUGGUAUUCUACGAGAUCUCGCCCGGUGGAAGGAGCAGCAGAGGGCUGCGGGAAAGAAGGGAAUUGAGGCUGGUCCAGAUGUGAUGUUCAACCCUGCGCCUGCGCCGCCUGGCGGCUUACCUGCGGAUGUGUAUGCGGGCGUGGACCACCUGAUUAUGAACGAGACGGAGGCGGAGCUCAUGGCGCCGCCUGCGGAGGAGUUGGUGAAGGUCCCCGGGAUUGAGGAAGGGCAGGACGGGAAGGAGAAAGUUGCGCGGUAUUUCCACUCACUAGGUGUGACGUACGUGCUUGUUACGCUGGGCGCGAAAGGCGUCUGGUAUAGUGCUGCGGACCCGGGGACUGAGUUGGCAGGAAGGGCUACGAAUCAGGUUCCGGCGGCCAAGGUGAGUCGGGUGCUUGAUACAACAGCGGCGGGGGACACGUUUGUCGGUGCGUAUGCGGUGAAGGUUGCGCGGUGGCGCGAGAGGCGGCGCGUGGAGGGCAGGGCAGGGGAGGAUCUUACGGCAGAGGAGAAGGGGGUGCGGUAUAGGUCGGUUAUGGACGCGGCGAUGGAGGUGGCUACGAGAGCAUCGGCGCGGGGGGUGGAGAGACAGGGCGCCAUGGACAGUAUCCCGUGGGAGGAUGAGAUUUGA